Messenger RNA from Panthera uncia (snow leopard), 3817 nucleotides. RefSeq names its product ganglioside induced differentiation associated protein 1 like 1 (gene GDAP1L1). The record is from RefSeq and is a predicted model, not a curated record. The coding region runs from base 1368 to 2204 and encodes 278 amino acids. NCBI's taxonomy places the organism in Eukaryota, Metazoa, Chordata, Mammalia, Carnivora, Felidae. The transcript has 6 exons.
UCUCGCUCUCGCUCUCGCUCUCUCUCUCUCUCUCAUGAAUAAACAUUAAAAAUAUAUAUACAUAAUGUUCAUAAAUUAACUGAAUACUCCCAUAAAUCCUGGAUGGACUAUUAACUUGCUUACUGCCCAGUCCAUUUUCCUGUGAGUAGAAAUACAAUCCAUGGUGCUGGCAAUACACUUCACUUGUUUCCUUGUUCCUCUGCCCUAAGAUGUUUAGCAUUUUGGCAUCUAUCCCUGGUGACAGCGCUGAGCCCAGAGCCCUGUAAAAGGUUCUGUGAGAACCUGGCUCAGGUAAGGUACUAGCUUAGGUGGAUUGACCCAUUUUCUGAACUCUGUAUGGCCUUCUCAGCACAUUGCAAUAUAUUGCAAAUCAUUGUACGGUGUUUCAGAUUCCAGUUUCCAUUCAAUGCCUUCUCCCUUGCAGUCACCCCAGCAGUGUUCAUUCUAACCAACCCCAUGGGAAGAGAGCUAGAGUUUUAUUUUGCUAAAAUAAAAUCAACUGGGGGGUGCCUGGGUGGCUGAGUCGGUUGUGUCCAACUUCGGUUCAGGUCAUGAUCUCACGGUUCAUGGGUUUGAGCCCCACGUUGAGCUCUGUGCUGACAGCUCAGAGCCUGGAGUCUGCUUUGGAUUCCAUGUCUCCCUCUCUCUCUGCCCCUCCCCCUCUUGCACUCUUUCUCUCAAAAAUAAACAUUAAAAAAUAAAUCAACUAAUACCUUUAAGAGCUUUAUAUUUUACAAAAUGCAUUCACAAAUGUGAUUGCUUUGAGUCUCAAAACAAUUCUGGGAGUUAGGUACAUUUAUCUCCAUUUUACAGAUGAGGCCCAGAGAAGUGAAGCCACUAGUUGAACUGGUGAGUGACAGGGACAGAUCUCAAACCGGCCUCUUCCUAAAAACUGACCUUUGCCUGCAGCAAAGGAGAGCCAGAAGGAGGAAAAUGCCCUUGGGGGCAGGAAUCUGAGCUCUGCUGGAGUGGAUUGAAGUGGCCACAAGUAGGAGCACUGGGACAGGACAGACUUGUUGGGCCCAUGGUUGUGAGAGCCUGCGGCCAGACCUGUGCCUGUGACUUUGGAAUCUCUGGGACUGCUCCCUGGUAUGGACCCUUGGGCAAAUACUGCACUCCCUGAACUUCAGUUUCCCCAUUUGCAGGAUGAAAAUAACUACUCCUCUGCCAACUAGAAGAAUUGCUUUGAUGAUCUGGUGCCAUGGUGCCUAUGAUGCUGCUGUGGGAUCUUCAAAGUGCAGGGCACGAGGAGUCCUUUAAGCCAGGUUUACUUACUCCAGGUGCGGCUGGUGAUUGCCGAGAAGGGCCUGGCGUGUGAGGAGAGGGACGUGAGCCUGCCGCAGAGUGAGCACAAGGAGCCAUGGUUCAUGCGGCUCAACCUGGGGGAGGAGGUGCCCGUCAUUAUCCACCGGGACAACAUCAUCAGUGACUAUGACCAGAUCAUCGACUACGUGGAGCGGACCUUCACAGGAGAGCACGUGGUGGCCCUGAUGCCUGAGGCGGGCAGCCCACAGCACGCGAGGGUCCUGCAGUACCGGGAGCUACUGGACGCGCUGCCCAUGGACGCCUACACGCACGGCUGCAUCCUACACCCCGAGCUCACCACGGACUCCAUGAUCCCCAAGUACGCCACGGCUGAGAUCCGCAGACAUUUAGCCAAUGCCACCACAGACCUCAUGAAAUUGGACCAUGAAGAGGAGCCCCAGCUCUCUGAGCCCUACCUUUCCAAACAGAAGAAGCUCAUGGCCAAGAUCCUGGAGCACGAUGAUGUGAGCUACUUGAAGAAGAUCCUCGGGGAGCUGGCCAUGGUGCUGGACCAGAUAGAGGCGGAGCUGGAGAAGAGGAAGCUGGAGAAUGAGGGGCAGAAAUGUGAGCUGUGGCUCUGUGGCUGUGCCUUCACCCUCGCCGAUGUCCUCCUGGGAGCCACCCUGCACCGUCUCAAGUUCCUGGGACUGUCCAAGAAAUACUGGGAAGAUGGGAGCCGGCCCAACCUGCAGUCCUUCUUUGAGAGGGUCCAGAGGCGCCUGGCCUUCCGGAAAGUCCUCGGAGACAUCCACACCACCCUGCUGUCGGCCGUCAUCCCCAACGCGUUCCGGCUGGUCAAGCGGAAACCCCCAUCUUUCUUUGGGGCGUCCUUCCUCAUGGGUUCCCUGGGGGGGAUGGGCUACUUUGCCUACUGGUACCUCAAGAAAAAAUACAUCUAGAGCCAGGCCCGGGCUCAGCGCCUGUCGGUGUCUCUGUACUGUGUGAUUCCCAGCAAGCUCUCAGUAACACACUGUCUCAUGAACACUUGGACAGCCACUCCCCACCCCGUUUGGAGUAAUUCUAUCGUCAAUGUGAAAACAUUCCAUAGUUUAGAAGUAGACGUUGCCAAUGCCGUGAGUUGAGGCCACGGCUCUACUAAAGGAGAGAAAGAGUGAGCGUGAGUGUGAAAGAGAGAGAGAACAGAAAACACGAAUGCCUUUUCUUUUGAUUCAAGGUCUCAAGAUGGAACUGUGGGGACUGGUUAGGAUCUGAGGUGAGUCCCAGGCUGUUUGAUCCACCAGGGCCCAGAUUCUGGGAGGUGCUGGGGGCUCAGAGGGCCUGAUCCCCUCGCCUCCCCUUCCCUCUUGCCCAGGGAACUCUUCCACAGGACAAAGCCAACAUCAACACUUGACUCUUCCAAGUGGUGCCUCCGGCUGGGGCUGGGGCUGGAGACCGCGGACCCUGGGGAGGCUCCUGAAGACCCCAAGGGGCUCCACUCUUCUCCUGCACGUGGACUGAGACAGCACUGGCACAAGCCAAGACAGUGGCACCCAACCACCAGGCCAUGCCUGGGACCGACACCAUGAGCACGCCCUCUCGUCCCCUCCUAAUUUGGCCAAUGUGUUUGCUUUACCAGAAGUCCCUGGAAGAGCACCCACCCAUCACCUCUUCCCGCUGGGGGUUGACUUCCCACCAUGGGAGGUGGACUUGCAGCGAAAGCCAUGUUGACCUUCUCUCAGAAGGUCAGUCCUGGCCUGCGUGCAGGGGUGGGUCUGGAGGUGGAUGGACUCAGGUCCUUCCCUCUGCCUCUGCCAAAGCCACCUACUUUACUGCCCACCUUCCCCAUCACACGUGGGGCUUCCCCUGUGCCCCACCAUGCCACAUGGAGCAGGGGAGUGUGGUGUCUCUGCAUCCCUGCUGCCCUCCCUGGUCGUGUCUCACUUUCCUGUGCCUUUUGCAUGUUGGGAGAAGGUCUGGGUGUCACUGCCGCUCAUGCUUAGAAACCACCGAAAGCCCCCAAUAAAGCAUUCAGGAGGAGCAGUUGCUUUUCAUUUCUAGACCUGUGUUGUCCAUCCAUCUCUCCUUUCCAAAGUUUGGGGCAGAGAGGCAGAGACUCGAGGUUCAGAUUCAGCGGUUCGCAAGAGCAAGCAAGAAUAAAGUCCGGGUCUCAAGUUGCUGGUUGUGGAGAUGGCUUCUGGGUGGACUUUGCAAUGUCCUGACCUUGGCAUAAACCCACCUCACUUGGACACAGGGCUUCUCAGUUUACAGAGCAUGUUCACAACCAUCUGCUUGUGUUAACUUGGACAUAGACCGGGGUAUACCCAGGUCACAUUCCCAGAAGGGAAAAUGAGUUAAAAUGUCUGAAGAACAUUAAACCAGGGAUAUAACUUAUAGAACAUAAAGCAUAGUUUAUUGAUUUUGCAAAAAUGUAUAAGAAUUUGCCCAUUUUUUUUUUUUUUUGUGAUGAAAAGAAAAAAAUAGCCAGGGCCCUGAUAGGACAAGCAUGGGACAUAAUAGAGUCACCAUCUGGCACUGUCCACCCCUUAGGCUACUCAAACAUCUACACAGACUC